AUGGGACUCCACGCUCCAACCAAGCGCUGGCCGGGUGGAAUCCCCGCCUCCAUCAAAAUCAGCAAAGAGAAAGCAUGGACCCGCGCAGCCUCUCGAGGCUGGUACAAGUUCGUGCGCGAGAAUUGGGCGGAUGGCAUUGAUGCGCGCGACGAAGACGCGUUGGCUGCGCAGCGGCGGUCGCUAAUCACGGCCUGGGCCUCUGCUGAGCAGGACGUGCGGGAUGAACUCCGAGCCUUCGGCUGUCGCAGUCCGACAAACACAACUGCGGCAUGCUACCUCAUCACCCACGUCCCAGAGCCCGGCUCAGCUCUGCACGCACUGUGGGUGAAGCUACUGCUAAUGUUCUUCGACUACGAAUCGGAAUUCCACAUUGCACACAACGUAUUCGCGCUCUCUCCGCACGAUGGCGAGGCUAUAACCCUGGAUACGUUCAAAAGGUACCAAGCGCUCGAGCCAGCCGAUUUCAGAGUUGUGCAGUUCAAUGAGCUUGGGGAGGCCGUCUUUGGGCCCGCUAACGGGGCAGUGAUCAUGGUCGAUGAGCGGUCGCUGCGGAGCGGGCUCGUGAUAGCGGCUCAGUUCGGUGUUGACGGCACGCCCAGGAACGCGUAUCGGGUGCGUCCGGUGGACUUGCCGGAUGCGUGGAGGAGAGUCGGAAGCUUGGGGAAACCGCUCGGAGAGGUGAUGGCGCAUUUUGACGGGGACAAGGACGAGCAUGAUCCCAGGAUCUGGGACCCGUAUCCGGAGGGGAUGGACAUGCAGCUGCCCUUGCUGGAUAUCGUGAUACAUUACAGCCAAGACACGGACGACCCAGUCCUCACGGAGCGCGCAGAGAUAGAAGAACAGUUGAACCAGUGGGCGCCGGGCUAUUUGGAAGCCGAAGAAGAAGGGAAGGGACUGGCGAAAGAUUAUGAUUUGGGCAAGGUUGAUUUUGUGGUGUGA
Aspergillus mulundensis is the source of this 939-nucleotide messenger RNA. RefSeq lists its product as uncharacterized. The transcript is spliced from 3 exons. The coding region runs from base 1 to 939 and encodes 312 amino acids. The record is from RefSeq and is a predicted model, not a curated record. Lineage: Eukaryota; Fungi; Ascomycota; Eurotiomycetes; Eurotiales; Aspergillaceae.